Messenger RNA from Lepus europaeus (European hare), 1004 nucleotides. RefSeq names its product RAB26, member RAS oncogene family (gene RAB26). The transcript has 9 exons. Gene Ontology annotation, cellular component: Golgi apparatus; endosome. The coding region runs from base 80 to 850 and encodes 256 amino acids. Gene Ontology annotation, molecular function: GTPase activity; GTP binding. The record is from RefSeq and is a predicted model, not a curated record. NCBI's taxonomy places the organism in Eukaryota, Metazoa, Chordata, Mammalia, Lagomorpha, Leporidae.
CCGGCUGGGCGCGUGCGGGGUAAGGGACGGCUUGGGGGCGCGGCGGCCGCAGCGUGAGCGCACCGAGCGCCUGCUCGCCAUGUCCAGGAAGAAGACCUCCAAGAGCAAAGGGGCCAGCGUGGCGGCUGCCUCCGCAGUGCCCGCCACCAACGGGCCGCGGCCGGCGCGCCCUGGGGCCGCACGCCCGGGUCCCAAGGCGCCGCCCAAUGGGCCCCCGCAGCCCGGCCGGCCCUCGGUUGGCGGCGGUGGCGACUUCUACGACGUCGCCUUCAAGGUGAUGCUGGUGGGGGACUCGGGCGUGGGGAAGACCUGCCUGCUCGUGCGCUUCAAGGACGGAGCCUUCCUGGCCGGGUCCUUCAUCUCCACAGUCGGCAUUGACUUCCGGAACAAAGCCCUGGACGUGGACGGCACCAAGGUGAAGCUGCAGAUCUGGGACACUGCCGGCCAGGAGCGGUUCCGCAGCGUCACUCACGCCUACUACCGAGAUGCCCACGCGCUGCUUUUGCUCUAUGACAUCACGAACAAGGCCUCCUUCGACAACAUCCAGGCCUGGCUGGCCGAGAUCCAGGAGCACGCCCAGCACGACGUGGUGCUCAUGCUGCUGGCCAACAAGGUGGACUCUGCCCACGAGCGUGUGGUGAAGAGGGAGGACGGGGAGAAGCUGGCCAAGGAGUACGGGCUGCCCUUCAUGGAGACCAGCGCCAAGACCGGCCUCAACGUGGACUUGGCCUUCAGGGCCAUAGCCAAGGAGCUGAGGCAGCGCUCCAUGAAGAUGCCCGGCGAGCCGCGCUUCCGCCUGCACGACUACGUCCGGAGGGAGGGGCGCGGGGCCUCCUGCUGCAGGCCCUGACCCCGACUUGGCCCUCGAGCUCCCGGAAGGCCGCACGGGCUCACCACGCAGCGCCAUCGCUUCCGGGACCGGGCUUCCACGGGGCAGGGGCGCCGUCCCGCCGGGCAGGUGUGCGGCCCCCCGCCGCUCUCUGGAGCGCACACCUGUGCCCAGC